GUCGAGAUUUCAGCAAAGAGGGCUUACCGGAAUAGGCUUUGUCACGACUGCCUUCUGACUGGUUUCCCCUUUCCACGUUUGCGCUCCUUCACAGUAGUGUUCUUCGGUGCUAACAUGAACGGCUUCCGCGACAGCAGGAUCGAAGAAGGCACCUUCCUCUUCACCUCAGAGUCGGUGGGGGAGGGACACCCAGAUAAGAUUUGUGACCAAAUCAGUGAUGCUGUCCUUGAUGCACACCUUAAACAAGAUCCAGAUGCCAAAGUAGCAUGUGAAACUGCUGCAAAGACCGGAAUGAUCCUUCUGGCUGGCGAGAUCACAUCUAGAGCUGCGGUUGACUAUCAGAAAAUUGUUCGUGAAACAAUCAAGCAUAUUGGCUAUGAUGAUUCCUCAAAAGGUUUUGACUACAAGACAUGCAAUGUGUUGGUUGCCCUGGAGCAGCAGUCCCCUGACAUAGCUCAGGGAGUUCAUCUUGACAGAAAAGAAGAAGACAUUGGUGCUGGAGAUCAGGGAUUGAUGUUUGGCUAUGCUACCGAUGAGACAGAAGAAUGUAUGCCCUUGACCCUUCUGUUGGCACACCAGCUGAACGCAAAGCUGGCAGAGCUCCGUCGUAACCAUACCUUACCCUGGCUGCGACCAGAUUCUAAAACUCAGGUGACCGUGCAGUACAGACAAGACCGUGGUGCUGUCAUCCCUAUUAGAGUCCACACAAUUGUCAUUUCUGUUCAACAUGAUGAUAAAAUUGGUCUGGAUGACAUGAGGGAUGCCCUGAAAGAGAAAGUGGUCAGAGCUGUUGUGCCAACAAAAUACCUGGAUGAUGAUACUGUCUACCACCUGCAGCCUAGUGGCCGUUUUGUAAUUGGUGGCCCCCAGGGAGAUGCUGGCUUGACUGGACGGAAGAUCAUUGUUGAUACCUAUGGUGGCUGGGGAGCUCAUGGAGGUGGUGCUUUCUCUGGUAAAGACUACACAAAAGUUGACCGUUCAGCUUCUUAUGCUGCUCGCUGGGUUGCAAAAUCCCUUGUAAAGUCUGGUCUCUGUCGGAGAGUGCUUGUUCAGGUCUCCUAUGCCAUUGGAGUGGCCCACCCACUGUCAGUCUCCAUUUUCCAUUAUGGCACCUCCCAAAAGACUGAGCAUGAGCUGCUAGACAUUGUGAAGAAGAACUUUGACCUCCGCCCAGGGGUCAUUGUCAGGGAUCUGGAUCUGAAGAGGCCUAUUUAUCAGAAGACUGCAGCCUAUGGCCACUUUGGUAGGGACAACUUCCCAUGGGAAGUGCCCAAAAAACUUAAAUACUGAACAUGUUGGGCUUCUUUCCCCAGACCUGUUGGUGUACAUUACAGAGAAACCUUCAGGCUUUUCUGUGGGAAAGAGCCCCAUUCCCUAAACUGGUCCUGUCCUUCUCUGCUCUUAAUUUGGCACACUCUGUCCAUUGCCAUGAACGUUAGUCCUCUGGGGACCACAGAUUGCACUGUGCUUUCUCUUCCUGGUGUGCUUGACGUAUGCGUACAGCCAGUUGAGCGUAGGCGCUAUAUGUAAAACAGAACAGGUUGUAAUGAAAACAGUGCUUCAGUCUAAUCCUUUGUAUUGUCCAAAGGCUAACAGGAAUUUCCCUUCGAACAAUGAACAAGAAACUUCCUUUGUAACGUGCACAGUCUGUGGUUCCACAUAGUCUCUGUCCAGACAUCUAGAGCAGCAUGGUGCGAUUACUUGGCUGUAUUGAGAAUGUAAAGCCCACCCUCUCUUUUCCCCACUGAUCUCAUGCGAGCCAUCACCAUCUUAGCAGAUAGCCUUGCAUGUAACACAGGUUCCAAUUUGGAACUCCAGUCCAAUGUGGUUUUUAAAUGGAGACAGUUCUGGUUUCAACAACUUGUGGUGUUACACUCUUAAAUUCAGUCAGCACCAUAUUUUAAACAUUUCCUGCUCUAUCUUGGGGGAUGUACGUAAUAAAAGUUUUUAAAAACCCUAUGCACAGUUUUAGCACUAGCCAAACCUCACCAUCUUCAAACAGGCACUUGGCCAACCUUGCGAUGUAUUACAGAGAAGUCACAGGGUUGUACCUGAGGUCUGUAGGCUGCACACUUUUGGCACCUGGAAUUUUUUUCUUUAGAAAAGCCAAGAAUUUCAUGUUGCACAAAACUCCCAGGGUUUAUUUUCAAAGCCAGAUCCAAACUGCAUUCUGAAACACUGGUGUAGCUACAGAGAAGCCAGUUUCCUUCAGAGUACAAGUGCAUUUGGAAAGGACAUGGGGAGAAACCCUACAUACUUGAAAUUUUUUUAUAAUUGCUUAUUUAUUGUGUUUGGGACAGGGUGUGAGUACAGAGAAGCCCUAGUCUCAAAUGGCAGCUUUUAAACUUUAUUUUGACACCAUAAAUUCCUUGACAGUAUCCAGCAUUCCCUGAUAGGCCAAGGUGUCCUACAGAAAAGCCUUGGGUCACAACCUACAGGGGGUCUGGCUUGUGUAAAACAGGGGAGGGCAGUGCUUGGGACAACUAGUCUUGGGAGAGGCUAACUUGGCUGGUGUUGUACAGAGAAGCCAGCUUGUUUACCUGCCUAUUCCUUGGCAAGUGUCCUAAGCAGGAAGUGCCUUUUGCGUUCCAUUUUUUCUGAGCGUUUAUUACGUAUGUCUGGUUCUUGAAAUUCCAAGUUGAUUUUAAAGAUCUUAAUAAAGUGCUAGGUUCUAUCUUAA
Rhineura floridana is the source of this 2680-nucleotide messenger RNA. Its product is annotated as S-adenosylmethionine synthase. Gene Ontology annotation, biological process: S-adenosylmethionine biosynthetic process. The record is from RefSeq and is a predicted model, not a curated record. NCBI's taxonomy places the organism in Eukaryota, Metazoa, Chordata, Lepidosauria, Squamata, Rhineuridae. Gene Ontology annotation, cellular component: methionine adenosyltransferase complex; cytosol. Gene Ontology annotation, molecular function: methionine adenosyltransferase activity; ATP binding. The transcript has 9 exons. Bases 115 to 1290 code for a protein of 391 amino acids.